AUGGCCCACAGACCCUCAGCUGGUACAGUUGAUAUGCGUAAGCGAGCGCUGCUUCAAAGUGCAGCAACAAACGAAGAUAGGUUAGAAAAUGUACAGAGCGGAACACACGAUACCUCGUUAAAUAUUUCGACAAUGCCUCAGUCGACUCUAGUGGCUGCAGCAAAUAAGCUUUUGCAAGAUACAAAAUCGCAAAUAGAGCAAUCAGGAAACCUUAAAACAUCCAUUAAAGAAAAGGUUUUAUAUGGAAUAACUGGUAUGUAUGAGAUUAUAUUGCGCAUGAGUGAAUCCCGGCAGACACUGCAACUACAACUGGAAAAAUCUAAAUUAAGUGUAAAGGAGGAACUAUUAAGAAAGGAAAAAGAAUACGCUGAGAAGUUAGAGGGUCUGUUGGAAACGUCUAAUGGGGCAAACGCAAAGGGAACAGUAAGGGACAUUCUAAAGGAAUUAGCAUCUGUUAGGCAAAUUUUGACACAAGACGCUGCUGAAAAAAAUAACGGAAUGCAAAUAGGCCUAAAUGAUGGACAAGCGACUAGAGAAAUCUUAGCGCAAAUAAAUAAAAAUGGACUGACUAUCGAAGAAUCGAAUAUCUUGCUGAAAAAACUAGGGCAUCAAGUGGAGCAAAUACACAACGAUUUUAACAAGAAAGAAUCUGGAAAUUAUACAUAUGCUGAAAUUGCAGCUCCAAGGCUGUAUGAAGCAAAACGCGGCAAACCGCAGGAGGACAUCCUGGGAGACAGAAAAGUUGAAGAAAAGGUACUGUAUAUAGAAGCCGAGCACCCAGCCACAGAAGACGAAAUAAUUUUUAGUACAAUAGAAAGUAAACAACCGGAAAAGAUGGAAGAAACAAAAGAAAAGCUAAAGUAUCUUUUGAUUUCGACGAGUGCCCCCGCAAAAUUCGACUGCACCAAGCAGGGCUUUAAUGAUCUGCAGCUCUUGGGCGCAAUAGAAAAAAUUUUGGAGCACGGAUUUCGGAGUAAUCCUCAAAAAAACAAGUACCACGUGGUGCUGAAAAUCAAGAACGGAAGCAGCUACCGGGCUGAAAAUUUUCAAGACCCAAGAAUCAGAUAA
Molecule: messenger RNA, 1068 nt
Organism: Parnassius apollo (apollo)
Lineage: Eukaryota; Metazoa; Arthropoda; Insecta; Lepidoptera; Papilionidae
Source: the annotation of a GenBank genome assembly